AUGUUAUUUAAGUUUCAUUCUAGAAAGAAUGUUUUGAAGGAUAUCAAAUUCUCUUUACAAUUUUAUAGAUUUCUUCUUAUCAAUAACAAAGAUUUAUACAGUAAACUAAAAUAUAAUAAUUAUAUUAUUAAAUUGAUUAAAAAUGUAAAAAAAAUUAAUGAAAUUGAAUAUAAAAAGGAAAAUGAUGUAUCUAAUUUAGAUUUAAGCUUUUCUUAUCUUUAUAAAAAUGUCAUUAUUAAAAGUAAAAAUGAGGAGAAACAUUAUGACAUGCAAAAUGGAUUAAAAUCAUAUAACUUAUGUUGUAAUUACGAAAUUAUAACCAACAAAAAUGAUACAAAAAAUUCAAAUGAUUCAAAAAAAAUAUUUUAUUACAUUAUAAAUUCUAUAAAUAUCUGUACUUCACAGCAUAUAUUAAUGAUAUUAUAUAGCUUCUUAAUUUAUAAUAUAAAUAUAGAAUAUUUAAAAAGAAUAAAUGAGCAUGUUUUAAAUAAUAUAUAUAAUUUUAAAACAAAUGAAUUAAUUUUAAUUCAGAUGUUUUAUGCAUAUUUCGAAAUUAAAUCUAGUAGAAGAAAAAAUGAUUUAUCUGAUAUUUUAAAAGUUAAUUUAAUAAAUGGUUCAAAUACUAAUUCUUUCAAUACUAUAAAUCAUAGCGUUGAGAUAUAUAAUCUUGUGAAAGAUUUGAUUAAAUAUGGAAACUAUUUAUUUUAUAAAAGAAAACAAAGUUUACUUCUAAAUGAUAUUUCAGAUAUACUUUUUUUAUAUUAUAAUUACAAUAUAUAUAAUAAAGAAUUAUUUGAUUAUUUUGUUGCUUCUCUUGACAGCAAUUUAAAUUCAAUAAAUGUAGCCAAUUUAAAAAUUCUUUUAAAAGAAAAAAAAAAAAUUAAGAAUUACAAUGACUUAAAUAAUUUUAAUUUAAUUAUUAAUUGCUAUUAUUAUAUAUCAUGCAUGAAAAUUGUUGAGUUAAAAAAAAUUUUUUUUUUAAAUUUUUACGAUUUCCUAUUAAAGAAUCACUUACUACAUGAUUUAUCUUUACACCAUUUGUUGUUAUUAUUGAAAAUAACUGAAAAUAUUCAAAAUAUAGAUUUGAAAUUAUCUAUUCUAAAUUUAAUUGAUAAUAUACUAAAAUUAAGUAAUGAUAUAAUAGAAAAUAAUAUAACAGUUUGCAAAAAUUUUGAAAAAUGCUUAAAUGUGUUUAAUUCCAUUUUCUCAUAUUGUGAGAAGUUUAAUUAUAUAAACAAAAAUGAAAAAGUUGAUUAUAAUUUAAAUACUAGAAAUUACGAAAAUGGUUUUAGAAAUAGUACUACUGAUGGUUGCAUAGGCACAAAUUACAUUAAUAAUAAAAUUAAUGACAGUUUAAAUGAAUAUAAUGAAAAAGAUCUUAUUAAGAAUAAUUACAUGUAUAAUAAUCUCAGAUGUAUAAAUAAUGAUUCGUUAAAUAACAACAAUAACAACUCAAUUAAUCAUUGUUUUAUUGAAGAUAGUAUUAAUAUAAAAAAUGGUGAACAAAACAAAAGUAUAAUACUACAUGAACAAAUCAAAUUCUUAGAUGGAAUAAAUCAAUAUAUUAGGAAGAAAUGUAUUGAUAAUGAAUAUCUAAAAAUUCUUCUUACAAGUGUUGCUAAUACAUCAAAUUAUAAAAAUAUCUUAAUAUAUUUUUUAGAUAUUUUAUAUAAGAACAAAAAUAUAGACAUAUUGUUAUAUUAUAUUGAUCUAUUAUGCACAUAUAUAAAUAAUAUAUAUGUAUUAUUGCAUGUAGAUUAUUUUUAUAAAUGUAUUAUAAUUGGAAAAUAUAAAGAUUUCACUUCAGACAAAAUAAUCAUAUUAAUAUCUUGCCUAUUUAAGUUUAUACAUAAUAAUAAUUACAUAAAUUCUAUCAAUAAAAACAAUUUUGAUAAUAAUAACAAGGAAUUUUUUUUAUUACUAUAUAAGAAUAACUUCGAUAUGUAUGAAUAUGUUAAGAAUAAUUUAUUAAACAUGAAUUUAAAUGAAAUAAAAUAUUUAGAUGAAUUUUUAUUUCAUUUAACUUUUAAAAAUAUGAUAAAAAAUACUUUUAUAUGCUUAGAAAAAAAUAUAUUUUAUUUAUAUAAUUUGAAAGCAAUAGAUAAACUUCUUUAUUAUUUUUUAAACAUAUAUAUUUAUUACAGUAAAUAUUCACCUAAAGAUAAUUUUUUAGCAGUUAAAAUUUCCACGUUGCUUUUUCAUAAAAUAUUUACUUUAAAUUUUUUAAAUAUAUAUAAAAAUUCAAAUAAUAAAUUUCAUGAUAUAGUCAAAAAAAUUUUAAUUUCCAUUAGAUUAGAUAAAGAUUUAGAUGAAGAAUUAAUAAAUUAUAUAUUGAACAUAUAUUUUCAAAACGAUGUUUCUUUCUCUAAUUAUAAUGAAGACAUAUUUAAAUAUAUUACAAAUAUUUUAGAAGAUGUUUUUAAAGUUAGUUUUGAUCUGAAAUAUAAAAAUGAUGUUAUUCUAUUUGAUAAUUCAAAUUGUGAAUUUCUUAAAAUAAUAAGUAUGAAAAGUUUAAUAGAAAAUAAUUUUAACAAUAAUUUAGUUAAUUUGAUUUUUUUAAUUAACAAUAAAAUAAAUUUUAAUAAUUUAUUUAAUAAAAUUAAAGAAUAUUUAUACUCUUAUGCUAUAUAA
This is a messenger RNA of Plasmodium gallinaceum, 2631 nucleotides long. RefSeq names its product conserved Plasmodium protein, unknown function. The record is from RefSeq and is a predicted model, not a curated record. The transcript has a single exon. Bases 1 to 2631 code for a protein of 876 amino acids. Lineage: Eukaryota; Apicomplexa; Aconoidasida; Haemosporida; Plasmodiidae.